Messenger RNA from Argiope bruennichi, 7506 nucleotides. Its product is annotated as dual specificity protein phosphatase 22-like. The record is from RefSeq and is a predicted model, not a curated record. Bases 370 to 1041 code for a protein of 223 amino acids. Gene Ontology annotation, molecular function: protein tyrosine/serine/threonine phosphatase activity. NCBI's taxonomy places the organism in Eukaryota, Metazoa, Arthropoda, Arachnida, Araneae, Araneidae. Gene Ontology annotation, biological process: protein dephosphorylation. Gene Ontology annotation, cellular component: cytosol. The transcript is spliced from 5 exons.
GUGAGGUCUCGAAACGAACGAGUCGGGAGGCAUGAAGUUAGUAUUCAUACUCCGUUAUGAGUACAUACGUAAGUUUAAAUCGGAUGCGUUGCCUGCAUCGGUUUUAUUUUUUUAGCAUUUUAUUUUACGAGAGGCAUUACAUAAAAUAGUAAUUUGUAACUAGAUGAAAAAAGGAGUUUUCUAAAAAACGAUUUCCGAAGUGAAUGAAUAGUGCCUUUGGAUGUUUCUCAUUAUCAGAAACACAUAAAAUUAAGUAAACUUUUCAGCUUCAAAAUAAAUCCUAUUUUAGCAGAUGAUCGUGCUUUAGUUGUGCAGAGUUGUGAGAAAGAUUAAACUUAUAAAAGUUAAGACAAACAAGAUGAAGAAAGUAUGGGAAAUGGAAUGAACAAGGUUCUGCCUGGCCUCUACUUAGGUAGCUUCCGAGACGGCAAAGACUCUGAACAGCUGCGCAACAAUGACAUCACUCACAUCGUCUCUAUCCACGACACGGCGAAGGAAGUCGUGGAGGACAAGAAAUACCUGUGCAUUCGAGUGCCUGAUUCUCCCGAGGAGAACCUCUCCAAGUACUUUUCCAAGUGCAAUGAUUUCAUCCAUGAUGCCAGAUUGAGCGGAGGGAAUGUCCUGGUCCACUGCCUGGCGGGAGUUUCGCGGAGUGCGACAAUCGCCGCCGCCUACAUCAUGUCCGUUACCACUCUCACUUGCAAGGACGCCCUGAAAGUAGUGCGCGGCGCCAGGAACAUCGCCAACCCCAACUACGGAUUCCAUUCACAACUCAAGGAGUAUGAAUCUUACAUUCUCACAGCGGAGAGGAAACGACUGAAACUUAAAUUCCCCGAUUUCAACCAGGAGAAGGACGAAGAGGAAUGUGCCAAGAUGAUCAGUGUCUAUCACAGUAAUCCCCAUGGUAACAUAGCCGCAGCCUCUCACAGUCGAAGGCCAUCAGCCUCAUCGUCUGCCUCUUCCACUCCCUCUACAACUCCUGUGCAUCGUCUGCGGCUGAAACCCAGGAGUGCCUCCAGCAGCCCCAAGCGUCAGCCCUGACACAGCAAAAUCUGCCCUCAGUAUCAAGUGAUUUGCUUCCACAUCUAUCGAAGGAACCAUUCCUUUCAUUCCAAUAUUCAUCAGAGCUACCCUAUUUUUUAUUUUCCAUGUUUGAAGUUUUUACUUUCUUUCGUGUUAAUCUUCCUCUCCGUUCAUUACUUUUGAGAAAAAUUCUGCAAAUCUUCAUCAGUCGUUAUCCUUCAAACUGCCUCUCGUUCAAAAGUUUUUUUAAUAUGAAUAUUGGCCUUACCUCUAGAAGCUUUGAUCAGAUUUGAAUAUGCUGCUUGGAACAUGAAAUCUGGAUCGAAUUCAAUAGAUGGACCAAGCAGUUGAAAAUGGGGUGGGGGGGGAUAUUGAAAUUUUUAUUUCCCCAAUACUCUCUUGCGAUUAGAGACAGAAACAAAAUUCAAAUUAGAUUAAUUGUCGCUUUAAGGUCCUUAGCUUUUGUUCUAAAAGCAUUUCGAGGGCUACAAUAAGUUAUAAAAAGAAAAGUAAUAUUUAAUAUUCUAACUGGCACUGUUUUUACCUAAAGUUCUGACAUUUUGUUGGAAAGUUCUCGUUUAUUGUAUUUUCUUCUGCCUACUCUCAUCCCGGGAACUACAACUCUUAUAAAAUAUAGAAAAAGAAAUUAUUGAAGACAGAUUAAUUGUAUAUCCUGGGGAAAAAAAUCGAUCUUCUCCUUCGAACUUGUCGAUUAAUUUAUUUAUUUUUUAAAUUUUUAUUGUUUGAUCUUAUUUAGAAUUUUUUUUUCUUAUGAACUACUUUUUUGCUUUAACAGUGCAAAAACAAUAUAACAUAAAUUAAAAUUUUAAGUAUAUAUUAUAUCUUGUAGAAUCACAUACAGUUUAUUUUUUCUUUGAUAUAAUAUAAAUAUAAUAAAAUCAUAUUUAUAUUAUAUUUCUAUUUUAUUAAUAGAAUUAUAAUAAAAUGAAAUAUUUAAUUAAAAAUCACUUCAGAAAGUUUUGUUUCAUCACAAAGAAUAAUAAAUGAACCGCUCUAUUUCUGAAAGGAGUGGUUCAUUACUAGUUUCGGAAACAUUCCAUUGACUCGUUUUGAGAUACAAUAUAAAACUAGUCUAUAUUUCUAAACUAGCUUCGUAUAAUCUCUCGCCCCGUAUUGCGCAUCACCGUAAAGGGAUGAGACUCUUUAUAACUUUAUUAUGAUGUAGAUGAAAAUAACAGACAAGUUUCAGGAACAGUUAUUUCAUUAUUUUUUAAAUUCCAUAUUUUUCAAGCCAAAACAAACACGAAAAUACACGACACUCACUUAAAGUACAAUCUAGUAAUGACCUUCCAGAAGGAUCAUGGGAAAUAUAUCUUGAUGUUAAUUAGGCCACGCCAUCUGUUGCAUCCAAAGAGAAGGUAGUAGAAUGAUGUAACCGCUACAAGUACUCAUUUUUCUUUUUUUAAUUGUGUUAACCGAAUUUCCGGCAUUCAGAAUUGGCUACUGAAUAUAAAUAUAUGUCAAAUUCUUUUUAUCAUUCUGUUAGUUCAAGGAUUUUAAAUACUCAAAUGACGUGCAGCCAGAAAAUGCCUUUUUUUUCCUUACAAAAUACUAGAUUUUUAUUACAAAUAUAAUCGAGAAGCUUUCGACUGAUCGACACUCUUUUGUCUCUCACUAUUAUGUUAUUAAGCUAUAUUACUAUUUACUCCCCGAAUAUUUUCCGAAGUCAUUUCAUUUCAUUGUUUGGUUUAGUUCUAAUUGCUUAAAAUGAUUCUAAUCUAAGACCAUAAAGCUGAAGUUUAUAGGUUUGCCGAAUUUUCAAACUCUUCAAGUUCAUCUUCAUACAGCCGAAAUGCAUCUUCUUAUUAAAAAUCGGAAGAAAAAAAGAUUCCAUUAUGACACUACCCCUUUGAUGUACAUUUGUUUAGACAGUUGGCAGUCAAUGGGUUUCGUUAUACCGGGACUCAAAUCUUAUAGAUCAUUUCUUUCUAAUACGAAUGGAUAUCAAAACCAUCUUAUCUAAAACGCAGAUGCGUGGAACUAAACGUAUGGAAAGAAGUAGAAUAAUAAGAGCAAGAGAAGCAUUCAUGCUCUGAGUGAACCUUUCAGUGUAAACACAUGUUAAAAAGUAAUUUGUUUUUCUUCUGUUUUACUGGUGAUAUUCAAACCUGGAAUUGCAUCAUUCAGCAGAAUGUUUCACUCCUCCUCCCCCCUUCUAUGGUCAGCGAAUCACAUAAAUAUUACAACCGAGGGUGUUCUCAGGGUUCAUCUGUGCGCACGCAGUCUUGGAGAGCCAAUAUUUCAUUUCUUCUCCACAUAUCGGAGCCAAGGAAUGAAAUCAGUUGACAUCUUAUGGACUAGUUGAAGAUUUCUCAGAUUUCAACAUUGUGCCCCCUUUUCAAGCCCUGGUGGCAGCCUAUCAUCGAUACAUGAGGAGAUCCGAAUAUUUUUGAAUAAAAGUGCUUCAGGAUGUGAUGACAUUCGAGGUGAAUUUUUCGGAAAAACACUCUAAAAUCGUUAUAUUUGUGAAUUUUUCCAUAAAAAAAGAUUGAAAAAAACAAAAACAAAUAUGAAACCAAAUAUCCCAAUGAAAUGGAAAACGGUUUCUUAAAAAUGUGGGAGAAAAGAGGUAUUUGGCUAAAAAAAAGUAUAAAGCAGAAAUCCUUUAGCUUAAAGAUUUAGCAAAUGUUUUGCUUAAAAUGUUGCGAAUGACUUAAGAAAUGUAUGACCGAGUUCCUGAACUAAAAAAAUAACCUGCGUUUGAAUCCAUUUUUUAGAUAUUGGGAAUAAACGGACAGAUAGCAGGAAAUGUUCAUUUUUUUUUGGGGGGGGGGUUGUGAAGCAAUAAGAUAAUAAUAGAAUAUUUUUAAAUAAAUAGAUUAUUUAUUCUAUAAUUCAAGGACUAUUAUACUAAAUUUGAACAGAAAAUAGGCAUUAGAUUUUCAUUUAUGAGAAUUUAGUAAGCAAAUUCUACCAAAUAUAAAAAUGUGAGAAAAUAGAUUUUAAAGAUGUAAAACAGCAUGAAAGCGUCAUCAAAUCCAAGUAUAAAAAAUCAGUGUCACUUCGUAAAAAUGGAAACAAAAUUCAGAAGAAAACUGCUUAAACAUUAAGAAUAUUAAAUUUUAAAAAAUCGUUUUUCUCAACAUAUCGACUUUUUACCGGAAUCAUCUAUCUACCUUAAGAAGGAAACUAGCACUUUAAAGAAUGGCUGUAAGACAGACUUGUGAUAGGACAAAACAACUGACAUUUUCUAAAUGGAAUAAUACAAAAAUCGUUGCGCAUAGAAUGCAGCAGCUGAAGCAAUCAAGACAGGUGAAUCAACCUUUGAACAUUAUCGUGCUAUCUUGUGUCGAACGAGAAGCUCAAAACUGUUCUUGACAGAAAGCAUUUCAAACUUUAAAUUAAUUUUAUCUAAAUGGAUUAAAAUGAAUAAAUAUAUUACAAACUAUGAAAAUAUUUCGCGACCCUAAAAUAAUAUUCAACGAGGCCAUUUGGGAUCUUGAUCUGAUACUUAAAACUCGUUGCAUUUUUCCGAUUUCAAUAGUUAUGAAAAAAAAAAUUCUUUUGUAAAGCAUCAUUGUGAUUUCAAGGAUAAUUACAAAUAUGGACAACUACAAAUAUAUACAAAAAAAAAUCUUUCAUUACUUUUAACUUUUUUAUAAUGAAAAAGUAGCUUUGGUCAGCUGCAAGAUAAAUCUAGUUACAUUGUCAUAGAACUUUAUGAAUGUUAUUUUAUUGCCGAACAUUUUGUCCGAAUCAUUGUCCAGAUUAUUGAAAUAAAUUUAUUGCUCAUGUAAAAUAGUAUGUAUCACACUUUUAAUUACAUUUUUCACUUUAGGUUUAAUGAAUCAUAUUGCAGGAUACAGAAUUGCUGAGAUUCGAACAUUUUUCAUCUUGUACAUUUCAUGGCUACUGAGAAAUACUCUUGAGUAUCUAAUUUAUUUCAUUCUCAAAAUGUCUAUUAGAAAGCUUCUAGAAAACUAAAUAAUCGCGUUUAACAUUAAAUUAAUUAAAAUUCUAAGUGAAUCUUAUUAAUAAAAUGCAUUACCACGAAAAUAGUAUAAAUGUUUAUAAUUUGACAAAUAAAAAUAAAGCACAAAAAUGUAACUUACUCCUUAUAUAAUGGGUACGCAUCGUGUACAUCCGUAUGCACUCGUUUAGUAUAAAUUGUUUCUUCAUUAUUCUGCAUUCAUUCAAGAAGAACAAAAUCAAACGAGGUUCUUAAAGCGUGAAGUAGUCAUUGAAAAUGGUAUCAAAUGUUUAGAGAGUUUUACGACCAUUUUACCCUAAGAAUAAAUAACAUUUUCACCUUAACAUUUAAAAUUUUGAUAAAAAGCUAUUCUGAUUGUUGGAAAUUGAAAUACUAGCAGAAGCUAUUUCCUUGAAAACCAGAACAUAAUAAAUUUCCGUCAUUAAAUUUUGUAGCGUCUAUUGUUGAAUAUUAUCAUGUAUUGCAAACCGAAUUCUUUUGCGCAAUUUUGUGUGCUAUUUUGUUCUUGAUUUUUUUUUGUUCUUCUUUUCAGUAUUUUUAAAAUUAUUUAUUUUAUAUUAUUAUCUUUCACCUUAAUAUUAGACAUAUUUCACUAUAUUUUAACAUGCAGCAAUGAUUUUAUAGCUAUUGUUUGAGAAUUUUUUUUUUAAUUUGUGACCGUAAGUCAAAUGAAAUAAAUAUUAAAAUAAGUUUAGAAAUUUAUUUAUUUCUGAACCCUUUCUACAAAUUAUUAGCUAAUCAAAAGUUUGACGAAAAAUAAACAUUUAAAAUAAAGCGCCUUUAUGUUUUGAUCCAUUUUGAUUUACAAAUUUCUCAAUCAUUCUUCUUUUUUUUUUUUUUAUCUAGAACAUUUUUAGAUUCUAACUUACCACUUGACUUGAAAUUCGAUGCUCCAUGUUGAAUGUAGAAAGCCUUUUAGUUUAAAAAAAAUUAUUUCUGGACAUUCAGUUGUUUCAUUUGCUUUUUCUAUAAACAUAAAUCAUCUCACGAGAAUAUCUGAUCCUCGAAUAUAUAUUAAAAAUUAAUUAAAUUAUCGAUUUCAGAAGGUAUGCCUUUAAUGCAGUUUAUUCGAAGAAGAAUUUCAUCUAACGGCUUCCCUUUCUUUGAUGUUUUUUUCUGCUAUAAAUAAUAGCUUUCAAAAUUUAAACUAGACGAUCCAAUUCCCCCCCCCCCUCCCAUUCUAAUUUUUGUUAACCCUGUAUUCCUGUAAAAUUCCAUUUGUAUCUUUGUCUUUUUUGUAGUUUCUUUUUAUUAUUUUGAAAUGUUUUAGACUUUAAGGAAUAAAUGUUACAGGCUUACUGAAAAGAUAUUGGAAUUCGAAGAUUGCAUAUCUCCUUGCUUCUGAAAUAGUCCAAUGCACCUCUGAUUGCCUUUCUCCACCUUUUAACCAUAGGAUGUUUACCUUUUCUUUGGGGCAAGAAGGAAAAGAGUGUUACCCUUUCCUACUUUACUGGAAAGAUUUAUCCUUUAUUAGAAAUGAAGAAAUAAUGACGAACAGAAGAUUUACGAAUUUUUAGAAAGGAGGGAAUGACGUAUAGCCAACACUUAAUUAAUUAAUUAAAAUGACUACAUUAUAUAAUUGAAUGUAUUGUAUAAAUGAAGCACUUAAUCAUAACAACAAAGUUAGGAAUGAAUUAGAUCUAUGAAUACAUAGCGUGUAAAUGAAGAAUUUAUAAACAAUAUUUUUAUCGUAUUACGACACCAGAAAUCAUGAUUUAAAAAUAUAAAUUAAUUUGCAACGAGUUGAAAUUUUCUUAAAAGCGCUUCCUUUUUCAGUCACCAGUUAGUUAAAAAGUUACGGAUAUUCAGCAGAGAUUUGCGCAGCCUUAACAUGACUUUGUAGAUCGUUUUCUAAAAAUGUUUAUAGCUAGCAUAAGAACUAAUAUUCAGAGCUUAUAUGUUCUUAUUGCACAUAUUUUUUAAGUCAUGAGUUUUUAUCACAAAGCAUUAUUAGUCUCGUAUAAUACUAAGCAGAAGAUGAAAAUGAAUAAUUUAUUUUUAGAUUCAUUUUAUUAGUUUUAAUUAGGAGAAAUAUCUUCCCAAAUAACGUCUGUUAAUAUUAACAGAAGAAUUUUCUGAAAUGUAUUCUAUAAAUAGUUAAAUGUGAAAAAUUUUAGUAUUUUGUAUAUAUGAUUUGAAAUGUAUCAUAUUCAAACGGAAAAAUUCUUGUUUGUUUUCUUAAACCUAAUAGUAACAUUUCUUGGAACUUAAUUAGUAAAUUUUGUUACUUUUGAAGCUUUAUAAAUGUCACCUUCAAGUCGAUCAGUAGCAGAUCCUUUCAGAAGAAGGAUAAAAAAAAAUCAUAUUAAAAAAAGUAAAACUGCCUUAUAGUGUUUUCUUUGAUACGAAAGAGCUUCAUAAAUUGUCAGCGUACACAUGAGUUAAUAAUUGUUAAUGUUAUCAAUUCUUGUUUGUCAACGCUAUUUUGCAUUGUUUGUUGAAUGUGAUGAUUUCUGAAUGUGUCGCUUCAUUUAUAAUUUUCUAUUAUUUUUUUCGAAUACACAUUUUGUUUUAUAUUAACUUAUGAUUAU